Zychaea mexicana is the source of this 1828-nucleotide messenger RNA. Its product is annotated as ferric reductase like transmembrane component-domain-containing protein. Gene Ontology annotation, cellular component: plasma membrane. The coding region runs from base 1 to 1782 and encodes 593 amino acids. Gene Ontology annotation, molecular function: oxidoreductase activity. The record is from RefSeq and is a predicted model, not a curated record. NCBI's taxonomy places the organism in Eukaryota, Fungi, Mucoromycota, Mucoromycetes, Mucorales, Lichtheimiaceae. The transcript has 4 exons.
AUGGCAGUUGUACUAAAUACCAGCAAGGAUUUCCACAAAGUCGGCUACACGUAUGCAUUCUUCUGGUGGGGCUUAUUCGCCCUUUACUGCAUCGCCUACCAGAUCGACCGAUUCCUCGUCUACCGCGCGCGUCUCCAAUUGAGUCAAGGCAAACCCGUUUCCAAACCGUUCUCGCUCUUUGCACUGCUGAAUCCGCUGAAACCUCUCGGCGACUAUGUGACUCAAAUCCCCUUUGUCACGACCUGGAUGCCUGUCAAGCACAUAAUCGGUGUAUCCUUGUUUUCGAUCAUCAAUGUCCUAUGGAUUCUCUUUGCACCCUUCAAGCUGGUUGAUGGCAAGACCUGGGCCGACGUCAUGAGUAUCGGCUUGAUGGACCGUCGUGCAGCGUAUGUUGGCAUGGUCAACUGGAGCUUUGUCUUUAUCCUUGGUUCAAGAAAUAAUGUCGUCACCCGUAUGUCUGGCAUGACUUUUGAAGGCUUGGUUCCUUUCCAUCGAUGGUUGGCCAGAAUUGGUUUUGCAGAGUACAUGCCUCAUUUUGUUUGGCGCAUUAUCCAUGGUUACCGUCACAACUAUAUCGUCAAGGAUGCGCUUUUCAGAAACAUCGAGCAAGGCACUGGCACCAUUGCCAUGAUCGGCUUUUUGUUCCUAUUUGUGUUUUCCUUUGAAUGGAUACGCCGCAAUCACUUUGAGAUCUUUUACUACACGCACAUUUUCGGAAUCAUCGUGGCCAUCAUUGCCUCCUGCUGGCACGAGACCGGUUGCUUUUACUAUUUCAUCCCUGCUGUCCUUCUCUGGGCCUUUGACCGUAUCUGGCGUUCAUUCCAGUCCUGGAGUGUCAAGACCAAAAUCGUGAAUGUCGAGGCGUAUAAUUCCGGAUCCAAGCACGGUAUUACCCGUGUCCUUUUCGAAUACAGUCGCUUAUCUCAAUAUCAUCCUGGCCAAUACAUGUUUGUUACCUUGGUGAACAAGACCAAAAGGGCGUUUUGGAACUAUGCCAAUUGGCAUCCCAUGACAAUUUCUGAAGACAUUAUCAUCAAGAAAGCCAGCGAAAAAACCCAGACGACCCAUGAAGAAGCAGCUGGAAGCAGUAGCAGUACCGGUAGCAGCAGUCAUGACAGCAACAGCUUCACUAACGCAACACGACGUCGUCGUUCCGAGCAUGAUCAGCCUGCUGCAUCGAUCCAUAUCAAGGCCCUCGGAUCCUACACCACAGACCUAUUACAUUCUGCCACUGGCCACCAUGAUCUGGAUUUGAAGGUCGAUGGUCCCUAUGGUCCUCGUUUGGAAUACCAAGACUAUAAGACCAUGGCUUGUUUUGCUGCUGGUAUAGGUAUUACGCCUGCUCUGACAUUAAUCAAAGAUUGUGCCGAACGACGUGCUGCUGGCGUAGACACUGUGGUGACCGAACAAGUCCACCUUGUGUGGGCCAUUCGUACACUAGAUGAACUGACGCCAUUUACGGAUCUGAUAAUUUUCUGGACCGAACAAUGCCAGCGUGCAGCGAAUCCAUUUCAACUAAACCUCGACAUUUAUGUCACACGCGAAGUGCCUACCGAUGGCUCGAACAACAAACGCCACUGGAUUGAAGAUCUGGAGCAUUGCAAUGUGACAUUUAAUCAACGGCCCGAUAUUGCUGGCUGUAUGGAUCAUAUUGAAGCGACAGCAACGGAUACAAACUCGGUGUGGGUGCAUACAUGCGGUUCGGAUGAUUUCAUGAGACUCAUUAUGAAUCAAGCUAUCAAACAUCACUGGGACGUACACCAUGAAACAUUUGAGUUCUGAGGUCAAUUAGACAAGCCAUUGUAUCAAUAUCACAAUUGUAGUAUAG